AUGGAUUCACGGGAGUCAGCAUUCUUGGAUCCGUCCUCCGCAAUGGCGGCCAUCACCAAACACAAGGUGGAUGCAAUCAAGCUAGCCCGCGAGCAGGGUAUGGCUGUUCGAGAGAUGUGCCGCCGCGCGAAAACUGAAGUCCCGGAAUAUGAAUUUGAAGAGCUGAUUGGCAAAGGUGCUUAUGGCCGUGUCUAUAAGGGGCACCAGACAUCCUCAGGCCGAGUUGUUGCUAUCAAAGUUAUGGAUAUCGAUUCGUUAGACUACAACGCAUUUCGAGAUCAAAAGGAUGAGUCUAUCAAAGAAUUCAUCCACGAAACCACAGUCAUGAAGCAAGUGAAAGAUUCCGGAGCUCAAAAUAUCAACGAGCUCAUUGAAGCGAUCUCAAUCCACUCUCAGUUGUGGUUGGUUUGUGAAUAUUGCCCUGGUGGCAGUGUACGUACAUUGAUGCGCGCAACGAAUGACAAGCUUGACGAAAAAUACAUCAUCCCAAUCGCUCGUGAGUUGGCUGUCGGUCUUCGGGCUAUCCAUGGGGCUGGAAUCAUCCACCGCGACAUCAAAGCUGCAAAUGUUCUUGUCCAUGAAGAGGGGCAUCUCGAGAUCUGUGACUUCGGUGUUGCCGGUGUACUUCAGUCUCAGCGAGACAAGAGAUCAACAUGGAUUGGUACACCGCAUUUCAUGCCCCCUGAAAUGUAUGCCCCCCGAGCAGAGGCCCAUCGGUAUGGAAGUGAGGUUGAUGUAUGGGCAUAUGGGUGUACUUUAUUCGAGUUUGCCAAUGGAACACCACCCAACGCAGGCCUGCGUGACCGAAUGCACAUUGGCCGCCAGCUGACCCGUAAAACGCCGCAACUUGAAAAGGAUGGGUACAGCCAGGGCCUCAAGGACCUUAUUACUUUCGCCCUAGACCCGAAUCCGCAUACUCGCCCCACGAUGGAGGAUAUUCUCGCCCAUCCUUACAUUAUGGAUACCGAGGAGGAGUACCCCACUUCGUCUGUGCGUGAGUUGGUGAAGAAUUACUAUCAGUGGUCUCAGCGAGGUGGUCAGCGCCAGUCCUUGUUUCAGGCCGGCGGAGCAGCCGCAGCAGAACUUCCAGACGCGGAGGAAUCAAACGAUGACUGGAAUUUCAGCACGACAGAUGGAUUUGAAAGGAGAUUCUCUGUCAUUGACAUGGAUCAAAUUGCCGCCACAUUGGCUCAGAUGGAGGAGCCUCUCAGCCCUACCAGCCAGUCACCCGAACCCGAUAUGAAUGAAGAGUUCUCGGAGGAUGCACUCAGCCCUGAAGACAAACUAAACUUCGAUGAACGCGUGCGCCGUGGUGCUGAGGCUAUGGAAGGACUGUUUGACGAAGAGAAACCGAGUUACAAAUACGAAACCAAGAGGGACUUUGUUCCGCUUGAGGUGGCACAGCCCACAUCGGAUCUACCUCUCCGCUCCGAGACAGAUCGUUCCUCCGUCACAUCAACAUUCCUCGAUAUCGAUAUCGGAUCAUUCGAGGCUUCACACUACGCGGCAGGCGCUCCAGCCGCGCAGCCAUUCCAGCUAGUUGAUGCCAACACAAUCCGCGCAACUCGUUCAAGCAUUCGACCGCACAGGAACUCUAACGAUGAUAGUCCCAGGUCUUCUGAUGAUAGUGUUGGCGACAACUCUAGCUACACCACAGCCUUUGAGGAUACAUUUGUUCCUUCUGGUCCACGACCCCCAACGAUGGACUGGAAAUUCCCGUCGUUUGGGCCUCCAGAAGAUACUCCACCAGAGGAGGAAGAGUCGCCUACACAACCACCCGCUGAGGAGGACACUAUUCGAGCUGAAAAGCGCGCCACCAUGCAAUGGACAUUCCCUGUCAUGGGAUCCGUCCCUGAAAGCCAAGCCUACGAAGAUCGACAUGACACUCUCCGAGCCCCACUUCCCACCCUAUCUGAGGCUGUUUCGAGCCCACCGCAGGCCAAUGAUGAGCCAGGUGAGGCUCGCCCUUCCACCUCGGCCUCUAACACAUCGGAUUCAGAUUUUAACAUUGCCGCUUCCAAUGAUUUGGACUAUGACCCCUUCCGAUUUGAUCGCCCUGGAACCCCACCGGGCACAUCAUCACUUCAACAUGCUCACUUCUGGGACACAAAGGUUCCGAUGAUGAUAAGACAUUCUGGCUACGGCGAAUACAAGGCUUCCGGGAUGCUCGAUGGCCCCGGGCCCGACGAAGAGGAUCAACCUGUAUGGAUAGAUUACCCUGGACCAUUUUCCCCCGAUGGUAGCAUGGCUCCCAGUACUGGCACGAUCCCUAGUACUGGCAAGACCAUCGAUAGUGCUAUGACCGUCGGUAGUUUCAAGACCGUUCUACCAACGGCCGGUUCAAGCCCCGGAACCCCUACUGCAUCCUCCGUAACCUCAGGGCCGGUAUCAGAGCCUGGGUCUCCUGUCUUCGACACCGUCCGGCAUCAUCGCGCCGAGUCUUACUCUGAACCCCCGAUGGAGCUUCCGCAUUUCCGAAAUGAUAGUUACAUUGACACCCACAUGGUGUCCCAAGGCGGGAAGGGCGCCAUCCUCUUCCCGUCCUUGAUCCCUCCAAGUUCUGCAAGCCUUACGGAGGGUGUUGAUGAUGGUGUGGUGGCCGCAGAAUUCGAUAGACUGUUGGCCGAUCUCCUGGAGUCCCUCGAGGCUACUGGUGAGGCUUUGGCGAGAUACGAGCCUCACCAGGAUGCCAACGGGGGACUCCAGGAUGUGGAGGAGACUCUCUAUGCGAUGUCUGCUCUUGAAUCCUCCGUGGUACCAGAGGAGGUACCUUUCUCGUCCAUCCCAUUUUCGCCUCCAACGAAUCACGAAGAGUGGAAGCUGGCUCUAGUCGAGGUGAAGUGGUUCUGUCUCAACCAGCAGUACAAGCUAUGCUAUUCUCGUUGCAAUCAGCUCAUUGAGACUGCAGUGGACCCGCUUAAUCCAAUCCGUGCCACCUACCUUCACUACUAUGCAGCGACAUCCUAUGAGUAUCUGGGACGAGCUGCUCACAUAUUCUCGAACGCGAAAGUUCCGCUACUGAUGUCUGCUGUGGAGAAUUUUGAAGCUUCCUUAGCUGCCUUGCCAGCUCUGCUUCCACAACCAGUGUUGAAUCCUGAUCGGAGUUAUUCUCCCUUGAGUGAUAAUCCAUAUUCGCGAUCUCCAUCACCCCGAUCAACUCUGUCGCCCCUGGGCAGUGACUGGAGCCCGAGCCUGCCUACUCUCUGUGAUGAUGAUCCUCAACCCGAUACUGAGGUCAACUCACCUUCGUGCCGUAUUUGGAGCCCUCUGACCUAUUCGCCGGUCUUAGCUCCUUCACCCAGCACUCCGGUCAAGAAGACUUCCCACCAGCCUGACGGGCCGUUUCAGACUCCCAAGCGUUCUCGAACAGUAUGUCCCUGCUUUACUCCGUUAUCUGACAGUACAUCGGUUGCCACUGCGUUUUGUGUCACGCCUUCUCUUUCAUCUGGAAAAGUGUCACGCCCGGCUUAUGAUCCACGCACCGUGGUUUUUGACAUACCACCCCCUGUGCGUGCUCCUCCCCCUCCUCCCCAUGAGGAGCCGUCUAGUCCGUCCGUCGCAGAUAAAUUGGUCGCUUUUGACAGCGAAGACAAUGGGUUUCGGGUUGGAGGCAAUAUCGUUAGGAACAUCGCCCGCAUGAUCAACAACUCGACUCUGGACGAGUCUAACGACCCCUUUAUGUCGUCCAGCGAGCAAGAGCAAGAGCAACAGCUAACUCUCCGACUUCCCAUGCGCCCUCCGGUACGGUUGUCUCCCAUCAAGUUCCCGGCUGAGUUUCAAGAUACGGCAAAGCAAAUGAAACUCCUGCCAUCGCCGCUUCAAAUUCGGAAAACCUCUGGUGACGUUUUUAAAUGCGGUGGUCCUGGAGUUGUCAUUCGCAAGGGCUCAGAGGAACCAAAUCCUGAGGUUGAAACAACCGUAAAGCGGCCCAUUCGAUCUCGCCCUCCACGGCUGCCAUUGAAGAUCAUCCCAGCCAACAAUCAGACUGCUAACAAGGAAAAGACAGCACCUGUCCUAGCUCCCCAGCCAAAAUGUGUCAGCCCUGCAGCCUCUCCUUUGACGUCUAUGCUUCUGGCAACGCCUACCCCCGUCUUAAAGCCAAGUUCCUUCUCUACUCUCGACCCCCUCUUCCCUACACCUUCCCCUGAGCCUACAACAAGCUCACUGUCACCUUACUCCUCGCUAGAUUCACCUGAUGAAGCUGCCAUGGCCGCUCGCGCAGCUCACGUUACCCGAUUCAACGGGGCCUUAACAUGGCUCAGCGAGCACAUCCCCGAAGACUUGAACAAUCUCCGAAAGCAGAUUCAACAUGUUACCGACUUGCAAAAAGCCCGAAACGGCCGCAACCAGAAAAUGUCACGCUCUGUAUCAUUCUGGACAUUCAGCCCCGUCAAAGACAAGUCCAAAGCCGAGACCGAGGAAUCUGCUGUGGUGGAUGGUCCGAACAUCGAUGAAUACGGAAAUGUGUUGCGCGUCGAAACUAAGGCUCAACGGAUUGUGCGACUUCGUAAGGAAGGAUGGAGGAUUGGUAUUCGGUCUCAGCACAGUCUGUGGAAGGGGACUGAGUACUAUGACCGACUUUGUGAAACUGCGCUGGGUGAGCUGGGGGAUAGUCGUGGUUUGACUGUGGAGGGUCAUGCAUAUUUGAAAAAGUGGUGA
Messenger RNA from Penicillium salamii, 4659 nucleotides. The record is from the annotation of a GenBank genome assembly. Lineage: Eukaryota; Fungi; Ascomycota; Eurotiomycetes; Eurotiales; Aspergillaceae.